GGUGGUGGCGGCGGUGGAUGCGGUCGGUGUCGGGGUUGGACCGACUUCCGGAUUGGGCAGCUGAGCUUUCGGAUUCUAUUCACAAGGUUGUGCUUUCAUGUGAUAGUGAUUCUCAUCCUAUCGAGUUGGGAAGUGCUCGUGGUGGGAAGCAGAAUGGCAGUCCGUUUCCGUCGGAACUUUUAUCCAGAGUGCCACUCUCUGAUCAACUUAUCUUAAACUCUUACCAACCAGGUGAGACUGACUUCAUGUCUGUGCAUUUUAGUCCAGUUGAAGGAACAAGUGGGGGCUUUCUAGAGGAUCAGGGAAAGGAUCCAGUGACGACCAAGAUUCCUGUUUAUCUUACACCAGGAUCCCUGAUUCUAAUGUCAGGAGAAGCACGCUACCAAUGGAAGCACGAGAUCAACCGCAAACCUGGAUUUCAGAAGUGGCAAGGAGAGGAGCUAAAUCAGAAGAAGAGAAUCUCCAUUACUCUGAGGAAGCUUUGCCAGGUUGAGUAGCACAUUAACCGGGCAGACUAGUUUUCUUUAUUCCAGUUUUUACUAGUGACCAACAAUAUCGGUAGUAGAAGUAAGCUUAUGUCGGUGCAGAGGAAACCUACACCUCGAUCACACUGGUGUGUGAUAAUUGUCUGCUAGAGUGAAAUGAUAAUUCCAUUGAUUAUAUAUACACAUACGCAUUUUUACUACUUUGUUGAACAAUGGGAACAUUUUCUCCAUGCCGGAAUAUACCGGCUCUAUAGAGGAGAUGAUGCUUUUAUAGUGGUCAUCUCAUCAAUGUGAUAUGUGGG
Messenger RNA from Rosa rugosa (rugosa rose), 787 nucleotides. RefSeq lists its product as uncharacterized. The transcript is spliced from 2 exons. The record is from RefSeq and is a predicted model, not a curated record. Lineage: Eukaryota; Viridiplantae; Streptophyta; Magnoliopsida; Rosales; Rosaceae. The coding region runs from base 18 to 497 and encodes 159 amino acids. Gene Ontology annotation, biological process: fatty acid metabolic process; DNA damage response. Gene Ontology annotation, cellular component: mitochondrial matrix.